AUGCUAUUCAAAAAUAUCUUGUUGGUGCUCUUUCUGAUCCAUUGCGUGUUUUGUGCUAAGCAUUAUUUGUUUAAGAAAUGUGAACAAUCUGGUUUUUGUCAAAGAAAUAGGGUAUUUGGUAGAAACGUACAAAGUAGCCAAACCUUUAGCUCACAGUAUUCUAUAAAUCCUGAGUCCCUCAAUUUCGAGACAGUGGGUACUGGAUUUGUAUUUAAUGGUGAAAUCAGAAAAAGGUUACCAAAAUUGAAUAAUGAAGACGUUCAAUUGCCUUUUGAAUUGUCGAUAGUAAAAGGUAAUAGUAUAAGGCUCAAAGUAGACGAAAAAAGAUCUGUUAAGUUCAAAAAUGUGAAUCCAAAGAGAUACAAUGAAACUUCCAAGUGGGCGUUUGAAAACGAAGCUCUCUUAUUAAUAGAAAAGUCGUCUGUCGAUUUCAAAUAUGCUGAUGAUAAGAUUACUAUAAAAUAUGGAGAUAAUCACGAAUUCACUGCGGAAUUGAUAUUUAAUCCAGUGAGACUAAAUGUAUACUUCAAAGGUGAAUUGCAGAUGAUAGUUAAUGACCAACAAUUUUUGAAUUUUGAGCAUUUUCGAGUAGAAAGUGAAAAUUUUAAGCAUAUCUCGGAUGUUGAAAUAGACUUCAAUAUGUUUGAGGAUAAUUUUAAGGAUUCAGAAGAUGACAAGCUAUCCUUUGGCCCCGAGUCAGUUGCUUUGGACUUCACGUUCAAAGGGUUUAAGAAUCUCUAUGGAAUUCCAGAACACUCUGAUAGUUUGAAACUCAAAGAUACUUCGUCUUCUGAGCCUUAUAGACUUUUCAAUGUCGAUAUUUUUGAGUACGAAGUAGACUCUCGUCUUCCAAUGUAUGGGUCGAUACCCUUAAUGACAGCUUCGAAACCUGGCGUUUCGAUAGGAGUAUUCUGGGUGAAUGCUGCCGAUACUUAUGUGGAUAUUGAUACGACAUCUUCUCCAAACGAUUCCAAAACACAUUGGAUUUCUGAGAAUGGAGUUUUGGAUGUAGUCAUAUCGGUGGGCUCAAAUCCCUCAGAUAUCAACAGAGAUUAUGGUUUAAUCACGGGUUAUCCUCAAUUACCUCAAAUAUUCUCAUUAGGUUAUCACCAAUGUAGAUGGAACUACAAUGACGAGAAAGACGUCCUUAAUAUUAAUAAUUUGAUGGAUGAAUAUCAAAUUUCCUAUGACACUAUAUGGCUCGAUGUCGAAUACACUGAUUCAAAAAAAUAUUUCACAUGGCAGCCAGAUAGCUUUCCACACCCAGAAGAGAUGCUUGCAGAGCUUGACCGCACUGGAAGAAAUCUUGUUGUCUUAAUUGAUCCUCACAUGAAGGUAGAUUAUUUUGUUAGUGAUGAGCUAAUUAAAAGAAAAAUAACAAUGAAUGAUAAACACAAUAAGCCAUUCCAUGGCCAUUGCUGGCCUGGUGAGUCGCUCUGGAUUGACACUUUAAACCCGAAAUCACAGAUGUAUUGGGACGAGCUUCAUUCUUUGAAAGAGGGCUCAUUCUUGGGAAAAGCUGAUAACAUAUAUAUUUGGAAUGACAUGAGUGAACCGUCCAUAUUCGAUGGCCCAGAAACGACUGCGCCAAAAGAUAACUUGCAUUGGGAUGGCUGGGAACACAGGUCAAUUCAUAACAUUAAUGGCUUGACCUUUCAUGAGACUACGUAUAAAUCCUUAACAAAAAGAUUAAAAGACUUAGAGAGGCAACGGCCCUUCAUUUUGACACGGUCGUAUUUUGCAGGUUCUCAAAGAACUGCUGCAAUGUGGACUGGGGAUAAUAUGUCAAAAUGGGAAUAUUUAAAGAUAUCUAUUCCCAUGGUAUUAACCUCUAAUGUGGUUAAUAUGCCCUUUUCUGGAGUUGAUGUGGGUGGCUUUUUUGGUAAUCCUUCUAAGGAGCUUCUUACAAGGUGGUAUCAAGCAGGCAUUUGGUAUCCCUUCUUUAGAGCCCAUGCUCAUAUUGACUCAAGAAGAAGAGAGCCUUGGGUACCAGGAGAUCCAUAUACUUCAAUAAUAAGAGAUGCAAUCAGACUUAGGUAUUCUUUAUUACCGGUCUACUACACAGGCUUUUAUCAAGCGAAUAGAGUUGGCGCACCAAUAAUAAAACCAUUAUAUUACGAAGCUCCUCAUAAUUUGGAUAGCUAUUCAGUUGACGACCAGUUCUUUUUGGCUGAUUCGGGGAUCAUGGUCAAGCCAGUGACAGACCAGAACAUAGAGCUGGUGAUGCUCUAUCUACCCGAUAACGAAAAAUAUUAUGAUUAUACGAAUGGCAUUCUUUCAGCUCAAGCUUAUGAGCUUUCUAAGCCAGGAUACAUUAACUUGAAGCUGGGAUUAUCUGAUAUUCCGAUGCUAAUUAAAGGUGGAAGUAUCAUUCCCCGGAAGAUGCGGUAUAGAAGAUCGACUAUGCUAAUGGAGAAUGAUCCUUACACAUUGACUAUAACCUUAUCGAGCAAUAAUACAGCUAAAGGAAAUUUAUAUAUUGAUGAUGGUAAAUCGUUCAAUUACUUAAACGGCAACUAUAUCGAUGUCGCAUUCAGUGCAACAAAUGAAAAGGUAACAGGAAACGUUUAUGCACCAAAUAAGGAAUAUUUGACUCUGUUAGUCAAUAUCACAAUUGAAACCAUUCACAUAGUUCCUGCUUCAAAUGUCAAGCAGGUGGAAAUUGAGCAAGAUGGAGAUAAUUGGAUCAGAAGCACAAAGGCAUCAAACGGCAUUUUAACGAUUGAGAAACCAAAUUUGAAAAUUUAUUCAAAUUGGUCUAUCAAAAUAGCCAAGACUCAAGAUUUCGAUCAUGAUGAGUUAUAA
Messenger RNA from Priceomyces carsonii, 2805 nucleotides. It is a transcript of the gene ROT2, whose product is annotated as glucan 1,3-alpha-glucosidase ROT2. NCBI's taxonomy places the organism in Eukaryota, Fungi, Ascomycota, Pichiomycetes, Serinales, Debaryomycetaceae. Gene Ontology annotation, cellular component: glucosidase II complex. The record is from RefSeq and is a predicted model, not a curated record. Gene Ontology annotation, biological process: carbohydrate metabolic process; N-glycan processing. Bases 1 to 2805 code for a protein of 934 amino acids. Gene Ontology annotation, molecular function: alpha-glucosidase activity; carbohydrate binding. The transcript has a single exon.